Fonticula alba is the source of this 6493-nucleotide messenger RNA. RefSeq lists its product as hypothetical. Gene Ontology annotation, molecular function: protein binding. The record is from RefSeq and is a predicted model, not a curated record. The coding region runs from base 159 to 6467 and encodes 2102 amino acids. NCBI's taxonomy places the organism in Eukaryota, Rotosphaerida, Fonticulaceae. The transcript has 5 exons.
GGCGCUGGCUCCCAUCCGGUCCCUCCCAUAGGCGUCCGCCUUCCAUCCACCAAUCCCCUGUUGCCCCUUCCUCCUUCUCUUCCGGCUCCUUCUCUUCCACCUUCUCCUUCGUUCGUUCGUCUGCUUUCUUGCCCCUCCCCACCCCCCGUCUUCAGCUAAUGCCAGACCUGGGCCCCCCCGCCUGCCGGCCUGACGCCCGGAGGUGUCAGCCCGGUGUUCUGGCCCUGCGCCUGUGGCUGCUGCUGUCGCUGCUGUUGGUCUUCCUGGACCGCGCGCGCGGCACGUCCGACAUCUCGGACCGUUCGGAGCUCGUCAUCCCGAGAGUCACCUUCUUCGAAGCACAGACCGGCUUCAUCAACCACUACUUCCAUCCGUUCUCCUUCGUCCCGGCCCUCCCCCUGCCGCCGGCCAAUGGGCGAAACGCCAUCCGAACAUGCAACGACACCGACUGCCCCCGGCGCUGCGUCCUGGAAUUCGGUGAUGUGGGCUUCCAGGUGCUCAUGUACCCCACGAGCCUGGUCCAGCACUACUCCGACCUGCGCAGCAUCAACGACAUCUCCUCCUGCAUGUCCGGCAUGCUGGCCAUGUCCACAUUCAACUUGGACUCCCUGGGUGAUCUGGAGUCGGGCCAAUUCCUGGACAGCACGGCCCCCAAGCUGACCGGCGCCCGCAGCCUCACCCCGUCGCAAAAGGCCCUCCUAGCGCGUCAUGGCUGUGCCGACCUGGCCUGCUUGUAUGCCCUGUCCAUUGCGGACCUGCAGUUGGAGCAUUCCUUCUGCUCGACCUAUGUGUCCGUCGUGAAUCCCUUCCGCAAGGAGGAUCACUCCGUCGGGUACACCGUGUCCGAUGCCGAGUAUGUGCAUGGUCCCUUCCCCCAGGCCCUGGUCCGAGCAUGUUUGGUCAAUGCCCUCGCCGACUUCCUCCCUCCCGAGGCGGCCACCAUGCCGCCGGACUCGGUCGAGCGCAUCCUCCACUGGGCGGAGUUCGGCUGGCCGGCGGCAUUCAUGCAGACCGGCUCCGCACCGGCCGAGCCCUUCCCCGAAUCCUUGCCUCUCCUGCCGGCCGGCUCGCAGAUCCCCUCGGCCCGGAUGUGCCUCAGCUUCACCUGGCCAUUGGAUGUCUACAUGCGGGCGCUAUCGACUCAGGUCCAGCGCGACUCCCUCCGCCGGCUGCUCGCCCCCGCCGAGCAGACGGCCAUCAUGCGCGUUGAUCCGUCCUACUUUGGCGACGCUCUCGCUUACGCCAAUCUGGCCCAGGACUCCGCUCUCUUUGGUGGUCUUAUCCCCUUGUGCGAGGAUGUCAUUAGUAGCAUUGGGUCUGGCUCUGGGGGUCUCGGCUCUCCCAUGCCUCCCUUUUUCCCGCCAGCCGACAGCUCUGCAUCCUCUUCUGGCAGUGCUUCGGCCCCGGCUUCGGGCUCGGCCCCAGCUUCGGGCUCGGCUCCUGGCAGCGGCUCGGCCCCGGCUCCUGGCAGCGGCUCGGCCCCGGGUUCCAGGCCGGAUGAGGGUGUCCCCUCACUGUCCGGUUCAAAUUCCAUGUCAUCUGGGCCCGAACAUACGACGCCUGUGGAUCCAGGCCCCGCCAAGGCAUACGGCGUCCCCCUGGCCGAUGACUGGCAUGCGCGACUCAUGUCUCGCUGGUCUCAGGAUGACGAGAUGUUUGCCAUGCUAUCUUGCCCUGCCAGCGAGCUCAAACACAGUCCCGGCUAUUGCGGCUGUGGCAUGCGCGACCCCCCCGCAUCGGUGACGCCCCCGGUGGACCCCACCGACGAGGAAUAUGGUCGUUACUGCCUGCCCUCCUGCCUGGCCCUCGAGCUGGAGAACGGCAACCAGCCAACCGGGCUGCCCUGUGACUGUCUGUUGGCCCUGUUCGAGGUAUCCAUGGACUUUUACAUCCCCAUCGGCGUGACGCAUCCCAUGGUGUCGGUGGUGCCGCUCCUGCGCAUGGACUACGACAUCUAUGGUGCCAUGCUUUUCGACGGGCUACUCUUGCCGGAGGGCUUCUCCUGUGCCUUCUUCACCGGCGACGAGAGCGCCUCCUCGGAUUCCUCCGGUUCGGAGGACGUCCCCUGGAUUGAAACCCCCCCGGGCAUCAUCGUCGUUGUGAUGCUCAGUCUGGCCGGUGCCGGGAGUCUGGGCUUUGGCGCAUACUCGCUGAUGAUGCGCCUGCUGGUGGUCCAGGUGGGUGGCCCCACUCACUUGACCUUCCUCCGGCCAGUCGGCUCACCGGACGACGAGGAGGCCAGCGACUCCGACAGCGAGUUGGGCCCGAGUUUCGGCGGCGUCGAACUCCACGAGCUGGGCCCCGUCCGACGCCUGUCCUCGGAUUCAAUCAUGUCCGAGGUGUUCAUGGACCUGGAUGGCAUCUCGUCCGACAAGCAGGGCUCGGUUUGGCCACCCUCCAGUGGCGACGAUCGUGACUCCUCCCUCGAGGACAUGGUCCGUGAAAGUAUCCGCCGAAUGGAGUCCCAUCCCGAGUAUGCCCACGGGCCUGCGCCGAUGAUCGGCCGGUAUGCCCCGACUGUCCAGGAUCCCAUUGCGACUCCCGUGUCCUUCAUCCAAUUAUCGGGAUCCGACGAGAGUGCCUCCCUCUCGGAGUACGGCCAGCAAGUGCAAUGUCUCAUCGAUGAGACUGCCAGCAGUCAGGCAGUGGUCGAUAUGUUGCUGGGCGUUGACUCCCAGGGCUUUGCCCUGAUCCACUAUGCCAUCCAGGCCGAUGAUGUCCACUUGGUUGAACUACUGGCGCGGGAGCUCUCGAGUGCCAUCCAGCGCAUUUACCCGCACGGCACCUAUGGGGCUUCCCGUCCGCCCGCUGUCUGCACGGCUCCCCCCGAGCCGAGUCUCAUCACCAGCAAUCCCUCCCUCCUUCAGAACCUCCAAAAGCACCUGCUCUCUGGCGAUCUCAAGAAGGCGGCGCUGCUCCGGCUGCUGGACCUGCGUAAUCCCGCCGGACAGACGCCCCUUCAUCUUGCCGCGGCUGGUCGCCUUCGAUCGAUGACCUGGGCCCUGGUGGGGAUCUUCACCACCGCUCAGCUUGACCCGAUCAUGGUUCAGCACAUCCUCCUGGCCGUCGAUCGGUCGGGCAACUCGCUCUUGCAUGCGGCUUGCUCCUUCCACCGGUCGCAUGCCAUUCUGCCGCUGACCAUCGUCGACAAUCCGGCGCACGCCGGCUUCACCAUCUGCAAGCAGCAGACCCUCAAUGGCAUGGCCGGUCACAUCUUGUCCUCCAUCGGCCGGGAGCUCAUCAAGGUCGGCAGCCUUGGUCUGGCCCUGGCCAUGGUCAACCUCACCCAUGAGACGCCGCUGCAUGUGGCCUGCUCGGCACUCGACAUCUCGGCCAUCCGGUGGAUUUUGAAGAACAUGAUCGGCGGCUCGCCUGCCGCCUCGCCGGCCGACUUCCCCCCCACUCCGCACAGUGCUUCGCCGGCCAAUGGGCUGUCCAGCGGCUCCCCCACGCCCUCGGGUCAUGAAAUCUCGCCGGAGAUGUUCGGCCUGAAAUCCUUCUCCCUCAAUGCUCGGGAUAUCUAUGGCGACACGGCGAUCGUCAUGACGGUCCGCGCGUCGGCCCUACUGCAUGAUAGCUGUGCAUUGGCCAUCGACCGAGUGCUCCGGGUCCCGGAAUGGACCUCCGGACCGACAUCCCCCCUUCGUCAGGAGAUCAGCCAGUACCAAUAUUAUUUGGACCACUUGUCGUCGCAGUGCCUGCAACAAUUGCUAGCCUGCCCCGGAGUGCAGGUUCUCCCGCCGGGGGAGUUCCUCAGCACCGAGAUGCCGGUCCAAAGCCACUCGCCGCUCUUCUGGGCCUCCUCCCUCAACCUUCCCAUGACCUUGUCGCUGUUGGUGCACCAUGUGGCGGUUCUCUCGCAGGUGUCGCUCCUGGACAAGGCCAGUGGCGAUGUGAUGCCCUUCUACUUCCAGGCUCUGGAAGUGGCCAUCCGCAAUUGCUCCUCCCUGGCCCUACGCAUUCUCCUGAUGCCCUUCUCGCCGCGGGCUUCCAUCGCCACCGCCGCCGAUCAUGACCAUGUGUUGGCCUUCCUCUUUGGUCGGGCAUCUCCCCAUGCCGGUCAAUAUGCCCAAGGCGCCACGCAGGGCAGCAUGGCCGGCCCCCUUCAGCAGGCACACCUGCUGGAGCUCAAUCCCACCCUCGAUCGGCAGCCCCUGUCCCUUGGCCGGGACUCCAUGCGCCAGCUUCUCCACACGGCCUGGCGCCUGGACGAGGCCGGGCGGUCCUUUGUCACCGGGCUCCUGCUGCAGCACACUCUCCUGCCGGUGGCCAGAGGCAGCUUGCCAACCGGCUGGCUGGUUGGGCCGUUGAAUACGCAUUUCCCGGCCCUUCUCCGGGCGACGGGCGCAUCGCCGCUCGACCUGCUGACCGCACGCAACCUGGUCACCCCCCUGCUGGGCCUGCCUCUGUCGGUAUAUGCUCAAGCUUUGGCCGAGUUGUUCAGCAUGCAAAUGCGUGAGGGGGACCUUUCGGCCUCGGGUGCCACGCAUGCUGGUGUGUCGCCCGGCACUGCCAGUGUCGCCGACAGCCCUGCCACCACCAUCAGCACCACGUCCUCUCCGGGCGAUGCGAUUGUCCCCCUGACCCCGGCAUCGGAUGCCUCGAACUAUCUCUCCGAUGGUUAUUACAAUGGGCACUUUGCCGAUGUGGACAUGCUGUUCGAUCCGCAGCACUCUUCCUCCUCCACCGGAGGCCACUUCUCGUCGCCCCUGCCGGACCAUCCCUUCCCGGGUCUCGGUCGGCGGCAUUCGAAGGACUUCCUGUCCGCCGAUGGCCAUGCGAUGGAGGAGGACUCGCACACCACCACCCCCCCCGGGGCCGCGCUGCAGGACUACUUCGACAUGCAUUCCGCCGACCUGGCCACCUACUCGUCGGCCAUGCAUGGCACCCAGCCCGGCCCCCUGGGAAUGGACUCCCUGCUGGCCUCGCCCUCGUCAUUCAGCGGGACACCCACGCAGAGCUCCUCCUCGCCCGGUAAGAGCGGCCAAGAGGAGCAACCUCGCUCGGCCUCUUCUUCACAAUCUCCCGGCCCCAUCGGUGCCAAUGCAUCUGGCGAGCGUCUCGCGCAGCUUCUCUUUGCCCUGGGGCAGGAUGGCCGCGGGGCGAUCCACGCCGCGGCCGCCAGUGCCGACCUGUCGGCCAUCGACCUGCUGCUGGGACUGGCGUAUGUCCUUGGCCCGGCGGCCGCCUGUCGCUUGAUCACCCUGGCCGAUGCCAAUGGCAACACCCUGGUCCACUUGCUGUGUGCUCACUUCCCGGAGACGCCGCUUGCCCAGCCAUCCGGCCAUGGGUCCGCGAUCCCGCAAUCGGUGGCAUGCCUGCGCCUGGUGUUGGACAUGUACCCCCAUUGCCGGAUGCUGUGCAUGGGCUCCCUCGCGGAGGCUCCCCCGCCGGCCCCGGGUCACCACUGGCCGACUGCCACUCAGAUCCUGCGCUCGCGCAAUCGCCUUGCCCAAACCCCCCUGCACAUGGCGGCCUCCUCGCUCAAUGUCCUGGCUGCCGGGAUCCUCCUGUCGCACUGUGUGGAGGUGGACUCCGCCGAUCAGGACGGACGAACCCCCAUCCACUAUGUGUGCUCCGGUUGCUACUUCCCCGACGAGGAGGGGGGCGCCGUUGUGUGCCGGCCGCAUGAGCGCCAGCGUCAGCUGGCGGCCGCCGGCCCGGCCGGCGCAUCUGCCGACUGUGCUGACUCUCCGACCGGUUGCCUGGAGCUCAGCCACCGCCUGGUUCAGCUGCUGCUCAAUGCCUCGGCCAAUCCCACCUCGGUCGAUGGGCACGGGCAGAAUCUCCUGCACAUGUGCAUCGUGGCCGGAGCCAUUGGGCCCCUGUGUGCCCUCUUCGGCCUGGAAAUCGGUCCGUUGGAGCGGUCGACCGCCGCGUCCUACCCGGUUGGCGGCCACCCGCUGUUCACGUACCUGGGCGUGUCGACCGGCAAGGGCGAUGCCCCCACCGACCGGGUCCCCGGCCUCCGACACAGCCAAAGCAUCCAGCUGUGGUUCUCCCAGGAUGCCAAUGGCGAUACACCCCUCCAUUGGGCCUGCCGGACGGGCUUCUUGGCAGCGGUGGAUCUCUUCAUCCUAGCUCGGAGCCUGGUUCCCAGCUCGCUAUCCACCCUGUCGGCCACCUCCGGGCCGUGGUUGGUGGCCAACAGUCGCGGCGAAACCCCCCUCUUCCUGGCCUGCCUGGAGGGGCAUGCGCUGGUGGUCCUCAAGAUCCUGCUGGCGGCCUUCGCCGACUCCGGAACCAUCCCCCAGGUGGCCGGGCUGAGGGCCCUCUCGUUGGAGGGCCUGCAGCCGCGUGCCCUGGGCGUCGAGGCCACGAAGUCCCUGAAGCGGGCUCUCUCCGAGCAGCUCGACAUGCAAGGCCGGAGUUGCCGGUCGGUGUCGGGCCCCGAUGUGCAGGCGGUCUUCGCUCUGAUCGCCACCGACCGGCGUCUCUUCCCACGGCAGCCGGUCCAGCUGGUUUAAUCAAUAGACCUGUCACCUUCCCCAGA